ACAGCACAGUACGUCGAGCAUCAGCAGCAACGAUGGUAGCAGUAGCAGCAACAGCAUUAGCAUUAGCAGCAGCCGCAACAUCAACAACAGCAGCAACAGCAUCAACAGCAGCAGCAACAGCAGCAACAGCAGCAACAGCAGUAGCAGCAGCAACGGCAACAGCAGCAACAGCAGCAGCAGCAACGGCAACAGCAGCAGCAGCAACAGCAGCAGCAGCAACAGCAGCAGCAGCAACAGCAGCAUCAGCAACAGCAGCAGCAGCGACAGCAGCAGCAGCAACGGCAACAGCAGCAACAGCAGCAGCAGCAGCAGCAACAGCAACAGCAACACAGCAGCAGCAGCAACAGCAGCAGCAGCAGCAACAGCAGCAGCAGCAGCAGCAGCAGCAACAGCAGCAGCAGCAGCAGCAACAGCAGCAGCAGCAACAGCAGCAGCAGCAGCAGCAGCAGCAACAGCAGCAACAGCAGCAGCAGCAACAGCAGCAACAGCAGCAGCAGCAACAGCAGCAGCAGCAGCAACGGCAACAGCAGCAACAGCAGCAGCAGCAACGGCAACAGCAGCAACAGCAGCAGCAGCAACCGCAACAGCAGCAGCAGCAGCAGCAGCAGCAGCAGCAACAGCAGCAGCAGCAGCAACAGCAGCAGCAGCAACAGCAGCAGCAGCAGCAGCAGCAACAGCAGCAACCCUGA
Messenger RNA from Sycon ciliatum, 689 nucleotides. Its product is annotated as UPF0746 protein DDB_G0281095-like. Lineage: Eukaryota; Metazoa; Porifera; Calcarea; Leucosolenida; Sycettidae. The record is from RefSeq and is a predicted model, not a curated record. The coding region runs from base 33 to 689 and encodes 218 amino acids. Gene Ontology annotation, molecular function: ice binding. The transcript has 2 exons.